AUGCUCGACUGGAGCUUAUUCUUAGAGUGCCACUGUAUACGAAACGUGGUGUUGCCCUUGGUUGUUUGUUACUUUGCGAUCCGAUUUUGCUGGUUUCUAUGGACUCAGGUCAAGACCUUCGUUAUUUAUGCUUCCAAGCCUGCUUUUGACUUUGUCGCUGCUGCUGACGGUGGCUUUGCGCUGAUAACUGGCGGAGCAGGGGGGAUUGGCCGUUCCUGCGCCAUCGAGUUCGCAAAAAUGGGCAUCAACCUUUUCCUCGUCGACUACAGUGCUGACCUCCUUCCAAAAACCGUCGCCGAAAUCAAGAAAAUCAAUCCAAAAAUCCAGAUCAAAAGCAAAAUCAUGGAUUUGACCAAACUAAUGACGGAUAAAUCCGCUUACGAGGAGUUCAAAAACGAGUUGGAUUCGGAAAAGAUCGGUAUUUUGUUUAAUAAUGCUGGCAUAGCCGAAACCAAGCUGUUUAAUUACUCCGAAAGCUCGUACGAAGAAAUCACGAACUUGGUGAAAAUCAACAUCGGCGUUCCCGCAUUGCUCGACAGAAUCGUUCUUCCUCAAAUGCUAAAGCGGAAGAACGGGCUGAUCAUGAACAUGGGAUCUGCUUCCGCAAAGACACCAGUCGGCCUGUUGCCUUUAUAUGGAUCGUCCAAGUCGGGGUACACGAAAGAUAAACACUUCUAA
Oikopleura dioica is the source of this 678-nucleotide messenger RNA. The record is from the annotation of a GenBank genome assembly. NCBI's taxonomy places the organism in Eukaryota, Metazoa, Chordata, Appendicularia, Copelata, Oikopleuridae.